UUGAAGGUGAUCGACUCAGGGGAGCGGACACACCCCGUCCGGGAGGAGAAGGAGGCAUCACUGCGACAACAGUGAGAACGGGAGCCGCUCGACCACAGGGAAACGCGCUCAGCCGUGCGCCAACUGAACUCAGAACUCGACACAACAUGCAGAGCGUGUCGCCGCUGCCGCUGCUGGCCCUCAGUCUGCUGGUGCUGUCUGCCGGUGCCAGCGCCGCCUCGCUGCGCCGGCCCCACACCGGCUUCCUGGGGAUGCGCGGCAAGCGCUCGGCGCCGGCGCCGACCGAGCUGCAGCUGCCGUCCGUGACGCUGCGGCAGCCGCUGCCCGGCCAGCUGCCGUCGCCCCAGCAGCUGUUGCAGCUGUUCCGCGCAGCCGGCCCCUACAGCCGACAGCUGGCCGCACGGAUCGCCGACAAACGGGCACCCAGCGGAUUCGCCGGAAUGCGGGGACGCAAGAGGGAGGAGCUGGGCGCACGAGGCAGUGAGGACCACCUGGAGAAACGCGUGCCCAGCGGCUUCGGAGGCAUGAGGGGCAAGAAGGCCGACGUGGUGGAGGGAGGGGAGCACAAGAGGGCGCCGCAAAACUCCUUCCUCGGACUGAGGGGGAGGAGAGAGGAACAGGGACACCCCUAAACCGUCUCCAUUUUUGUCUUCUCCUUUCACCUUUCAUUUUCUCAUGGAUGUGAUGAGCCUCAUCGUCUUAUUUAUUACCUAAUGAAAUAUUCUAACUAUGUGGGUGCGCACAUCGCUGUGGGGGAACACAGACUGUAGCUAAUUUUUCAAUGAAACUAGAUGAGGUAGAUUACGCAUACCUAUAUAAUAUAGAACUGAAGACAGCGCAAAUGUAACAGAAGUAUCACGCUUUUGACUCGCUAAUGAUUUUCAACGGGGGGGGGGGGGGAGCAUGCACCUUCACUCCCUAUCCUUCAGUGCCUCUGCCUGUCUAGGGGCGCGUGAGCUGCCAUUUCGCUGCGGGGCUGCCAUUUCUUUCUCUCCACCAGUCCCCAGCGCCAUCGAUGUGUUUUUCUCUACGACCACGACCGGCCGGCUGCCGAGGGCCGCGCCGAGGGGCAGGGGUCAACAUGGGCGACAGAGGUCGACAGGGGGUCAGCAGGGGGCCGACAGGGGUCGGCAGGGGCGAGUCGAGACGCCCGACACACGGCGAGAGCGAACGAGCGAACGACUGUCGCGGAUUGAGAACCAGCCGCGCCGAGUGCUGCCAACUGCAGAGAAGGAGGAGGGACUGCAGUGAGACGUGGAGGGAUUUCCCUUCCCGGUGAAGGAAUAACUGCACUCAAUGUCGCACUACGUUAGUAGUGACGUAAAACGAAUAAAUAAGAGGCUGGA
Molecule: messenger RNA, 1346 nt
Organism: Amphibalanus amphitrite
Lineage: Eukaryota; Metazoa; Arthropoda; Thecostraca; Balanomorpha; Balanidae
Product: tachykinins-like
Exons: 2
Coding region: 147-632 (161 amino acids)
Source: RefSeq, a predicted model, not a curated record